GCGCGGGGCCUUGCUUCCGCUUUCCGCUGAGGCGCGCGCUUAGUUAUCAGCCUGCUCGGCAACAUGGCGGCUACGGCCACAAUGGCGACCUCGGGCUCGGCGCGGAAGCGGCUGCUCAAAGAGGAAGACAUGACCAAAGUGGAAUUCGAGACGAGUGAGGAGGUGGACGUGACCCCCACGUUCGACACCAUGGGCCUGCGGGAAGACCUGCUGCGCGGCAUCUACGCCUACGGUUUUGAAAAACCAUCAGCAAUCCAGCAGCGAGCUAUUAAGCAGAUAAUUAAAGGGAGAGAUGUCAUUGCACAAUCUCAGUCUGGUACAGGCAAAACAGCCACCUUCAGUAUUUCUGUCCUGCAGUGUUUGGAUAUUCAGGUUCGUGAAACCCAAGCUUUAAUCUUGGCUCCAACGAGAGAGUUAGCUGUACAGAUCCAGAAGGGCCUGCUUGCUUUGGGUGACUACAUGAACGUCCAGUGCCAUGCCUGCAUUGGGGGCACCAACGUGGGGGAGGACAUCAGGAAACUGGAU
This is a messenger RNA of Physeter macrocephalus (sperm whale), 525 nucleotides long. RefSeq names its product eukaryotic initiation factor 4A-III-like. Gene Ontology annotation, cellular component: catalytic step 2 spliceosome; nucleolus. The record is from RefSeq and is a predicted model, not a curated record. The annotation marks the transcript as partial. Lineage: Eukaryota; Metazoa; Chordata; Mammalia; Artiodactyla; Physeteridae. The transcript is spliced from 5 exons. Gene Ontology annotation, molecular function: ATP binding; mRNA binding; RNA helicase activity.